GUUGAACAGCAGGAAGUAGCAACGACGUUGGAAGCGAGCUUGUCUGAGGCGUUUACGUGAUAUAAAAUAACAUUUUUUUAAACAUAAAGUGGUUUCGCCAGAAGUUUAAGAAGGAUAUGCCUUAAUGUAUUUCAUACCCGAGGCCAGCCUGAGUGAGACGUCCUCUCGUCCGUACUUCAUCCAGAUGAGGAACGCCGGCAGCAUGCCGCUGACGUUCAGGAGAGAAGCUGGAGUCUGGGCCCAAACAAAGAGCCUCCUCUACAAGAACCUGCUCAUCAAAUGGAGAACCAAGCAGCAGAGCCUGCAGGAACUGAUCCUCCCCCUGCUGCUCCUGGCCCUYCUGAUCUUCAUCAGCAUCCUGAAUCCUCACGUUUAUUACGGCGGCAUCAACACAGUGGAGCUGGACAGUGAAGUCAGCUUCCAGAACUUCAAGGGUCUGGGCUACACCCCCAUCACCAACAUCACCUCCCACAUCAUGGAGGAGGUGUCCCAGGCGAUCAACAUGCAGGAACGCCUGGAGUUGUUCACCAGCGAGGAGGAGCUGGAGAACGCCAGCCUGUACGAGCCGUCCAGCUACAUCGGCGUGGUGUUCGUGGACGGCUCCGCCACGUCGUACAAACUGCGCUUUCCGUACAACAAGCUGCCCCAGCCCAGCGACUACACCGAGUCUAUUGGUAGCUGUUACAGCAGCCUGAUGAGCUGCGAAGCUGCCAACUACUGGUUGUCUGGUUUCAUCCGCCUCCAGUCCCUGAUCGACGCAGCCAUCAUCCAGAUGCAGACCAGACGCUCCGUGUGGAACGARCUGAACCUGAACGUUGUCAUGAUGGGCCAGCCGGGCUCCGUGGAGGUGCACAAGUUCCCCCACGCGCUCAUCUCCAUCUACCUGGUCCUGGCCUUUACACCCUUUGUCACCUUCCUCAUCGUCAACGUGGCGGCUGAGAAGGAGCACCGCCUCAAGGAUACCAUGACCAUGAUGGGGCUUUACAACACGGCCUUCUGGUUGUCGUGGGGGCUUCUGUACGCUGCUCUGGUGACCGCCAUGUCCUUCCUGAUGGCCAUCAUCGCCACGUUCACAGCUCUGUUCCCCAACAGUGACUUCUUCAUCAUCUUUUCCCUCAUCUUCCUCUACGGGAUCUCAUCUAUCUUUUUCUCCUUCAUGUUGACGCCGCUGUUCAAGAAGCCGAAGUUUGCGAGCACGGUGGGCUCCAUGCUGACGGUGGUGUUCGGCUGCAUGUCGCUCUUCACCGUCCUGAUGAAGGACUUCCCGCAGCCGCUGGUCUGGCUCCUCUGCCUGCUCUCCCCCAGCGCCUUCUCCAUCGGCAUCGCACAGGUGGUUUACCUGGAGGCGCAGGGCGAUGGCGCUGUGUUCUCCUCUUUGACCAACGGUCCUCAUCCUCUGUAUGUCCCUCUCGUCAUGCUGUUCCUGGACUGUGUGCUCUACCUUCUGCUGGCUAUCUACCUGGACCAGGUGCUUCCAGGUGAUUUUGGACUGAGGAGGUCCCUGGUCUACUUCCUGAAGCCGUCCUAUUGGUCCAAACGCAGGAAGCGUUACGCUGAAGUGAGCUCAGUUUACGACGCUGAAGUGAACGGCGGUCCUGGUGGGGAGGAGUGUGUUGAACCCAUUUCUCCUGAGUUCAGAGGGAAGGAAGCCAUCCGCAUCAACAACAUCCAGAAAGUCUACAAAGACAAGGACAACGUGGUGGAGGCUCUGAGAGGCCUGACCUUUGACAUCUACGAGGGCCAGAUCACGGCUCUGCUGGGACACAGCGGCGCCGGAAAGUCCACUCUCAUGAACAUCCUGUGUGGAAUCUGCCCGCCCACCAACGGCUCGGCCACCAUCUACGGCUCUCCUGUGGCGGAGAUCGCAGAGGGGUCCGAGAUGAAGCAGCUGGUGGGAAUCUGCCCUCAGUUCAACAUCAUCUUCGACGUUCUGACCGUGGAGGAGCACCUCAGGAUCUUCGCUGCCAUCAAAGGGAUCCCACCUGCAGACGUCGAUGCUGAGGUCUCCAAAGUUCUGAAGGACCUGGAUCUGGAGAAGAUCAUGACGGCUCAGGCCAAGUAUCUGAGCGGAGGCCAGAAGAGGAAGCUGUCUGUGGGCAUCGCCAUCCUGGGAGACCCAAAGAUCCUGCUCCUGGAUGAACCCACAGCAGGAAUGGACCCGUGCUCAAGGCAUCAGGUCUGGUCUCUGCUGAAGAGUCGGCAAGCUGGAAGAGUGAUCGUCCUCAGCACCCAUUACAUGGACGAGGCGGACAUYCUUGCAGAUCGUAAAGCUGUGAUCUCUCAGGGCCAGCUGAAGUGCGUCGGCUCUUCUCUUUACCUGAAGAUCAAGUGUGGCGUCGGAUAUCAUCUCAGGAUGUCGAUCGGCGAGGGCUGUGACGCAGAACGGGUCUCGUCUCUGAUCCAGCAACACGUUCCUAAAGCCCAGCUGUCCCGGCAGCAGGAGGCGGAGCUAACCUUCACGCUGCCGUUGGAGAGCAUGGACACCUUUCCAGGCUUGUUUUCGGAGCUCGACUCGCAGCCGAAGCUGGGGGUAAUUAAUUAUGGCGUCUCCAUGACAACGCUGGAGGAUGUUUUCCUUCGUUUGGAGGCGGAAGCUGAAGUGGAUCAAGCAGACUACAGUGUGUUUAACCGGGAGCAGGCGGAGGACGAGUGYGACGACGCCUCUCUGGAUGAAACGGAUCAGCGCCUGCUCAGCUUCUCKGACAACAAGACCGACCUGGUGUCGGGUCACGCUCUGUGGCGGCAGCAGUUCAGCACYGUGGCGUGGCUGCACAUGCUCAACAUGCGUCGUGAGUGGAAGGCCUUCGUUUACACCCUGGCCCUGUUCCUKCUGUUCGUCACUGCCGUCCUCGCCGUCUCUCUGGCCACAGGAACGAUUCAGACUCGCUCUCCAGAACGUCARUUUCUGCCCAUGUACCUCCUGAAGAAGAACCAGGCGCCCCACAGAUACGCCUCGGGCCUCCUGGUCCAGAACACGUCAGAUUCUGACAUCUCCGACUUCAUCAGCAACCUGGAGUACCAGGAUAUCAAGGUGGAGCUGAUGAAGCACAGGGACUACAUGUCCGAGGCUCCUCACAGCGCUGCCAUCAACGUCACAGGAUCCAACAAGAGUUUUAAAUACGUCGUGGCCUUUAACAGCACCAACGUUCACUCCUUGCCCAUGGCCGUCAACAUCCUGAGCAACGCUCUGCUCAGAGGUCUGAACGGUUCUGGGCAGAUCAGAACCUGGACCAAACCCUUUGAAUUUCAAAUCCCAGAUGCCAUCUCGUACGCUCUGGUCUACAUCGAGGCCAUCAUGCUGGGAAUGCUGGCGGCUGGGAUGCCGGCUUAUUUUGCCAUGGAUCACACUCGGGAUCGAGAGAUUAAGUGCCGCUCCACGCUGCGUAUCUCCGGUCUGAUACCCUCAGCCUACUGGUGCGGCCAGGCGGCCGUGGACAUCCCCUUCUACUACAUCAUCCUGUCCUGCAUGAACAUCAUCUUCUUCUCCUUCCACUCAGGAAACCUGCUGAAGCCCAGCCACCUCACCUCGGUGGUCCUCUGCACCGUCGGCUUCGGUCCGGCCAUGAUCCUCUUCACAUACGUGGUUUCCUUUGGGUUUACGCGAGUCCAGAGCAACAGGGACUUCUUCUCCUUCAUCUCCAUGAUGGUGUGCGUGGUGUCCGCCUCCAUCGUUCAGUUCUCGUUUGUCAACGAUAACCCUGAGCUGACGAGGAUUCUGCACAACGCCCUGUGUCUCCUGAACCCUCUGUAUCCUCUGAUGGGCUGCCUGAACUGCAUCACUAAGGCCACCUUCCUGCCGACUCUCUACGAGGAGAACUUCUUAUGGAAAAGUUUGCUCAUUUCAGUUGUAGCUCCUUACCUGCAGUGCAUCAUUCUGCUCCUCAUGCUCCGGUGGCUGGAGAUGCGUUACGGAGGGCGGGCGCUGAACAGCGAUCAGCUCUGCAGAAAGACUAAAGCCAAAGCAGAGCGAGUCCCUGAGGAAGGACUGAAUGAGGAUGAGGACGUUCAGAUGGAGAAGGCUCGAGUGAAGGAGGCGCUCACCUGUCAGUCCUGUGAAGAGAAGCCGAUUGUUGUCGUCAGUAACCUGAGGAAGCUCUACACCGGCAGGAAAGAAGGUUUCUCUUUUGGCAAGAAGACCAAAGUGGCCUCGAAGAACAUCUCUUUCUGCGUCCGCAAAGGUGAGGUCCUGGGACUGCUGGGCCCCAAUGGAGCAGGAAAGAGCACCGUCAUGCACAUGUUGUCAGGUGACACCGAGCCCACGUCAGGACAGAUUCUAAUGGGAGACUACAGCACCGAGUUCAGUCCGGUGGACAGUCCUCUGGACCACGUGGGCUACUGUCCUCAGGUGAACCCUCUGUGGCCCCGGGUCACUCUGCAGGAGCACCUGGAGAUCUACGCCGCCAUCAAGGGUCUGAAAGGACACGAGGUCCCCGGCAUCAUCAGACGAGUGUCCAACGCUCUGGAGCUGAAGGAUCAUUUAAACAAACAGGCCAAAACUCUUUCAGCUGGACUCAAACGGAAGCUGUGUUUCGCUCUCAGUAUGAUCGGGAAUCCUCAGAUUGUUUUACUGGAUGAACCGUCGUCAGGAAUGGAUCCUAAAUCCAAACAGCGCAUGUGGAGAGCGAUGCGUGCUGCGUUCAGGAACCGUCAGAGAGGAGCCAUCCUCACCACACACUACAUGGAGGAGGCCGAGGCCGUCUGCGACCGCGUGGCCAUCCUGGUUUCGGGCCAGCUGAGGUGCAUCGGCUCCAUCCAGCACCUGAAGGGGAAGUACGGGCGGGGCUACAGCCUGGAGGUGAAGCUCAGGGAGGAGCUGACGGGCCUCCAGCAGGUGGCGCUGCUGCACAAAGAGAUCCUCCGAAUCUUCCCUCACGCCGUCCGGCAGGAGAGCCAAACAAACAUUCAACUUCGAGGAGUUCAACUUCUCUCAGUCGACUUUAGAGCAGGUGUUCCUGGAGUUCGCCAAGCAGCAGGAGAAUGACGAAGAGGAGCUGGGUUCUGUCAGCACCACCUUCCAGUGGCGGCGGCUGCAGCAGGAAGUGAACCAGACCGACAGCAUCGUCCAUCAGCUCUGAGCCUGACGCUCCCCGACGGCGACCCGGGCCGGAGCGGUGACUCGUGCGCGCUCGCAGCUGAGGCAUGCACGUGUGCGACCCUCAUCUGGCGGAGGGUGUUUUUCCGCAUGCUGAAGCCACGCCUUCUCCUCCUCCUGUCGGUGUUUUCUUUCUUCUCGGGGAGUCAGUUUGUGGGAAUCGUUGUUUUUGUUCUGUGACCGGGCGCCGCCGCCGCGCUUCCUCGUCUCCACAGAUGUUUUUGUGAAAAUCAGAUCCGUCCACGAUGGAACCAAAGCGGUGCUAUACUUUAAACCGUCCAGAGGAAGACAAACGUGGGACUCGCUUCUGCCACUCUGCUGGGGAACGUUGUCGUUUAAGCAAACAUGUAGCACGGCGCCCUCUAGCCUCAGAGGAGGAGAACUGCAGCAGAAGGAGGUGAUUUAGUUUUUAAACUCAUUCAGGCCGAGCGGAGCUCUGAGGAGUUCCCCCAUCGUCCCGGUUUUUCACAGAACUGUUUUCUUUGUCUCAGUUUGUGUUGGUGAAGCUGUAAAUACAGUUUGUGUCACAUUCAGGAGCGCCGUCGGUGCAAUAUCUAUCAGCAAAUUGUAAAUUUAUUUCAGGUUGGGAGAAUGUCGGCUAACAGGGAGCUUCCUUCAGUCACCGAGCCGAGAGGAAACCCUCGUCUGAGUGACUGAACUCCAGUUUCAUCAAAUAACAGAACCCAGAGAAACGGUCAGGAAAAAAAUCAUCCAACAGAUUUAUUUCACUCAAGGUGUCAGAAACUGAUUUAAACGUUUUUUAAAUCCAGAUUCAAGCCGUAAAGAUUCAGUUUUAAAUGUAAAAUUUUUGUUGACAGUGAAACACUGACUCUGCCUUCACUUUAACGUGUGACAUGUUUACAUCUUUUAUACAUUUGUUUGGUUUCAGUUGAACAUGUAGCCAUCCAGAAAACA
Molecule: messenger RNA, 6007 nt
Organism: Austrofundulus limnaeus
Lineage: Eukaryota; Metazoa; Chordata; Actinopteri; Cyprinodontiformes; Rivulidae
Gene: abca5
Product: ATP-binding cassette, sub-family A (ABC1), member 5
Biological process (GO): transmembrane transport; lipid transport
Cellular component (GO): intracellular membrane-bounded organelle; membrane
Molecular function (GO): ABC-type transporter activity; ATP hydrolysis activity; lipid carrier activity
Source: RefSeq, a predicted model, not a curated record